AUGACACAAUAUGACGGCCUUGAAGAGGUCGGCGUCGUCCAGCUGCAUGGCGGCGCCGGCGCCGGCGCCGAUGAGAAGCGCAACUCGGUGGUAGUCACGCGGAACCCUUCUUCCUCGGCAGCCGCCUCCGCAGAUGGCGAGUGGGAGUUACCCACGGACGAGGAGCUGGCGACUCUGCGCCGCGUAUCCAACAAGAUCCCGCCCAAGAUUCUGACCAUUGGCUUCAUCGAGCUGUGCGAGCGCUUCUCCUUCUACGGCAGCACCGUCGUGUUCACCAACUUCAUCCAACAGCCUCUCCCGGCCGGAUCGACCACCGGCGCCAGCUCUACGCAGCCCGGAGCCCUGGGCAUGGGCCAGCGCGCGUCCACGGCCAUCACCGUCUUCAACCAGUUCUGGCAGUACCUCAUGCCCCUGUUCGGCGCCUACGUGGCCGACCAGUACCUCGGCCGCUACAAGACGAUCGGCUACGCGCUCAUCGUCGACGUCCUCGGACACAUUGUGCUCAUCAUGUCGGCCAUCCCUCCCGUCAUCACCAACAAGGACGGUUCCCUGAGCUGCCUCAUUCUCGGCAUCAUCAUCAUCGGAUUUGGCACCGGCGGUUUCAAGCCGAAUAUCACGCCCCUCAUCGUCGAACAGCUAGGUGAGCAGCGCAUGCACGUCAAGACUCUCAAGAGCGGCGAACGCGUCAUCGUCGACCCUGCCGUGACGAACGAGCGCAUCUACAACUGGCUGUACUUCCUCAUCAACGUCGGCGCCCUGGUCGGCCAGAUCGGCAUGGCCUGGGCAGAAAAGUACGUCGGCUUCUACCUGUCGUACACGCUCCCCACCGUCCUGCUCCUCUGCUGCCCCGCCGUCCUGUUCUGGGGACGCAAGCGCUACAUCCGCCGCGAACCGGGCGGUUCCGUCCUCGCUCCCGCCCUCAAGACCUUCUUCCUCGCCCAGAAGGGUCGCUGGUCCGUCAACCCCGUCGCCACGUACAGGAGUCUCAACGACGGCACCUUCUGGGAUAAUGUCAAGCCUUCGCGCUUCACUGACGAGACCCGUCCUGCCUGGAUGACAUUUGACGAUGCUUGGGUCGAUGAGCUGCGUCGUGGGUUCAGUGCUUGUGCUGUGUUUUCGUGGCUUCCUCUAUUCUGGUUGUGUUAUAAUCAAUCGUCCAACCUGACAUCCCAGGCGGCCGUGAUGCAGCGUCACGGUGUUCCCAACGACGUCAUCUCCAACCUAAACCCGAUAGCCCUCCUCAUAUUCAUCCCCAUCAACGACCAGAUCGUGUACCCGACCCUGCGCAAGAUGGGCAUCCGCUUCACGCCCAUCAAGAAGAUAACGUGCGGCUUCUACACGGCCAGCGCGGCCAUGGUGUGGUCGGCCGUGGUGCAGCACUACAUCUACCAGAAGUCGUCGUGCGGCGAGUACGCCUCGCGGUCCGGAUGCGACCCGGCCCCGCUCAACGUCUGGAUCCAGUCGGGCUCGUACGUGCUCACCGCCCUGUCCGAGGUCUUCGCCUCCAUCACGUCGCUCGAGUACGCCUACUCCAAGGCCCCGCGGAACAUGAGGUCCAUGGUCCAGGCCUUUGCCCUCUUCACCACGGCCUUUGCCGCCGCCCUCGGCCAGGCCCUCGUCGGCCUGUCGACCGACCCCCUCCUCGUCUGGAACUACACCCUCGUCGCUGGACUGGCCUUUGUGGCUGGCACGUGCUUCUUCUUCCAGUUCAGGCAUCUGGAUGAUCAUGAGGAUGAGAUGAAUGAGUUGCCUGAGGGUAUUGUUGCUACCGGUGCUGCCAGUGCU
Messenger RNA from Geosmithia morbida, 1785 nucleotides. RefSeq names its product proton-dependent oligopeptide transporter, POT family. Gene Ontology annotation, molecular function: dipeptide transmembrane transporter activity. Gene Ontology annotation, biological process: oligopeptide transport; transmembrane transport. The annotation marks the transcript as partial. The record is from RefSeq and is a predicted model, not a curated record. The transcript is spliced from 4 exons. NCBI's taxonomy places the organism in Eukaryota, Fungi, Ascomycota, Sordariomycetes, Hypocreales, Bionectriaceae. Gene Ontology annotation, cellular component: membrane.